Messenger RNA from Gossypium arboreum, 1676 nucleotides. RefSeq names its product autophagy-related protein 18a-like. The transcript is spliced from 4 exons. Lineage: Eukaryota; Viridiplantae; Streptophyta; Magnoliopsida; Malvales; Malvaceae. Gene Ontology annotation, molecular function: protein binding; phosphatidylinositol-3,5-bisphosphate binding; phosphatidylinositol-3-phosphate binding. Gene Ontology annotation, cellular component: phagophore assembly site membrane; extrinsic component of membrane; cytosol. Gene Ontology annotation, biological process: protein lipidation; autophagy of mitochondrion; protein localization to phagophore assembly site. The coding region runs from base 298 to 1365 and encodes 355 amino acids. The record is from RefSeq and is a predicted model, not a curated record.
GGCGUAGCGACGAAGCAAAAUUCUCUAUUUUCUAUGGACACGUGUCAUCAAGAGAAAUUUCUUACUGUUUUUCUAUGUUCCCAGACGGACCAUAAUCUCAGAAAAGGACACAAUUGUCCUUCCCCUUCUUCUUCCAGUAGGACACCAUCGUAAUUUGCUCUGUUUCCCUUUUGCUCUGCUUGUUUUUAGUUUUUAGUUUUUAACGCCGUCGGCCCCUAGAAUCCUCACACUAAUCCUAACACCAAUUUCCUCUCCCCCACCGAUCAAUCUAAUCACGACCGGGAAUCUAUCCCUCCCAUGCAACAUCACCCUUCUUCCGAACCGGACUCCGAUGCUAACCCUAAUUUUCACUCCCCACUUUUGAACCCCCCCGAUUCGGUUCCUCCAGCCGUGGCUCCGUCGUCUCUUCUCCACCUCUCCUUCAACCAGGAUCAUGGCUGCUUUGCCGCUGGCACUGACCAUGGCUUCCGAAUCUACAAUUGCGAUCCAUUUCGCGAGAUCUUUCGCCGAGACUUCGAUCGCGGUGGCGGUAUCGGGGUUGUUGAGAUGCUUUUUCGGUGUAAUAUUUUGGCUCUUGUUGGUGGUGGACCCGAUCCGCAGUACCCGCCUAAUAAGGUUAUGAUCUGGGACGAUCACCAAAGCCGGUGCAUCAGCGAGCUUUCGUUUCGUUCGGAAGUGAGAUCGGUUCGGCUUCGGAGGGACCGAAUCAUAGUCGUUUUGGAACAGAAAAUUUUCGUUUACAAUUUUGUGGAUUUAAAGCUCCUACACCAGAUUGAGACCAUCGCGAAUCCAAAAGGACUCUGCGCGGUGUCUCAGGGAGCAGGAUCAUUGGUUUUGGUUUGCCCUGGAUUGCAAAAGGGGCAGGUUAGGGUGGAGCAUUACGCCUCGAAGAGGACUAAGUUCAUCAUGGCUCAUGAUUCGAGAAUUGCGUGCUUUGCGCUGUCGCAGGAUGGCCAGUUGCUUGCUACCGCUAGCACUAAAGGGACGCUGGUUCGCAUUUAUAAUACCAUUGAUGGAAGCUUGCUGCAAGAGGUAAGGAGGGGUGCAGAUAGAGCUGAAAUUUACAGUUUGGCAUUCUCUUCAAAUGCCCAAUGGUUAGCAGUUUCAAGUGACAAAGGCACUGUCCAUGUUUUCAGCCUUAAAAUUAAUGCCGGAUCUCCUAGCACUACCCAAUCACGAAGUACAUCGGAGCCUGUUGUAUCUCCCCAUUCAUCUCUUUCUUUUAUCAAAGGUGUGUUACCAAAGUACUUCAGUUCAGAAUGGUCAGUGGCUCAGUUCCGCCUGGUUGAAGGUUCUCAGUACCUUGUUGCUUUCGGUCACCAAAAGAAUACAGUGGUAAUUCUUGGCAUUGAUGGAAGCUUCUAACGAUGCCAAUUUGAUCCGGUGAAUGGCGGGGAAAUGACUCAGCUGGAAUAUCACAACUUUCUCAAGCCAGAGGCAGCUUUCUGAAGAUUUACAUUUAUAUAUACAUAUUUAUAAAUAUAUGUUUCUCUAUCUUAUUCGGUCAAAUAUUUGGCAUCUUCCACGGUCCACUUCCUCCUUUCCCAUCAUUCACUUAAUGCAUUUCCCAAUCUGUAAAUAUAUAUUUAAGCAUAGUUUUGUAAAGUUCGUAAUUGUUCCUAAGAAAAAGUACAUAAAUUUCAGCUGUUCAUAAUUGGAUUCCUUUUAUUUAAGAA